UUUUGAGGGUGACAUAAUUGGUUAUUAGAACUUCCGGGGAAAAUUCAAAGCCGCAUACGGUUCGUCAUCUACUUAUACCGCCACAUUGUGCUGAGAUUAGAAAGCUGAUCGUUUCGUCGCGUCCGGCUAUAUCCGAUCCAUUAAGAGAAAUUUUCGGCAAACGUUUGUUUUCCGCCCUCUUUGCUUGAGGAUUAUAUAAUUUUCAACACUUAAUUCCAAGAAUAACGGACAGCUGUUGAAAUGCCUGGAGCAGGCACUUUCAAGCUUUUCAUCGGGAAUCUAGACGAGAAGACGCAGGCUACGGAGCUGCGGCCACUAUUUGAAAAAUACGGUACCGUCGUAGAAUGUGAUGUCGUGAAAAAUUAUGGCUUUGUUCAUAUGGAAACUGAACAGCAGGGUCGCGACGCCAUUCAAAAUUUGAACGGUUACGUGUUGAACGACAACGCCAUUAAAGUGGAGGCGGCAAAAAGUCGACGCGCUCCUAAUACGCCAACAACGAAAAUCUUCGUGGGAAAUUUAACGGAUAAAACGCGUGCGCCCGAAGUGCGUGAAUUGUUCCAAAAGUAUGGAACUGUUGUCGAAUGUGACAUCGUUCGUAACUACGGCUUCGUUCAUUUGGAUUGCAUCGGUGACGUUCAAGAUGUUAUCAAGGAGUUGAAUGGUCGCGUCGUUGACGGUCAACCACUAAAAGUGCAAGUUUCUACUAGCCGUGUACGCCCAAAACCUGGCAUGGGUGAUCCGGAGCAGUGCUAUCGUUGCGGUCGUUCCGGCCAUUGGUCGAAAGAAUGUCCACGCUUAUACGGCGGUGAACGCGGUUUAAGUGCCGGCGGAUAUAGAGACCGAAUGUACGGCCGUGAUCCGUAUCCUCCACCUCCACCACCACCACCAUUCUUACGUGACAGGAUCAUGGAUGGCUUUAGGGAUUAUGACUACUAUGAUCGUAGAUUCGAUGAUACUCGCGACUUAUUUGAAAGGCGCUAUCAAAGCUCACGAAUGCGGGAUUUCCCGCCACCACCAUUAUCUCGUCGGGAGCCCAUGCCCCUUCCCCCACCGUUAAGUGGCAGUAUAAGAGGUAGCAGCCUUUCACGUGGUUAUGAUUCUAUGUUUAGUCGCCGUUCACCACCCCCUCGAAGCAGCAAUGGACUUAGCCGCUAUGGUUAUGAGGAUUUUAGUCGCGAUUCAUUUGACGAUAGGAUGAUUUCGUCAAGAGGAAUGCGCGGUCCAUCGCCGCCGGGUCGUCGUUAUGCACCAUACUGAGAUGAACUUUACUUCGGCCGCACAACUUAUAUGAGCGGUAGUUUGUGUGACGGAUAAGAGAACCUGCUCACGGUCAAAUGACAAUUCAUUUAUAUGAACUUUUUUUUAUCACAUUCACAUACUUUAAAUGUAUUACAAAGGGUUUAAGGUGUAUUUAAAUCUAUUAUAUUCACAGAUCACGUAUAGUUUUGAAGAAUUGUAUAGAUUUACAAUUUAAAAUACAUAAUUAUGUAAUAUGUCAUUUUUGUCCAUUAAGUUUUGACGACAUUCUUUACAGUACAUAGUAUCAAAUACACGGAGCUGAAAUUGCAGUAUAUCAGUAGCAAUUAAUAAGAUUCACUAAUAUUUCAAUAUGAUAAUAUAACUUGCGGAUACAAUAAAACGCAUGAUGAAAUUGAAAA
Messenger RNA from Rhagoletis pomonella (apple maggot), 1658 nucleotides. RefSeq names its product RNA-binding protein lark (gene lark). The record is from RefSeq and is a predicted model, not a curated record. Gene Ontology annotation, cellular component: cytosol. Lineage: Eukaryota; Metazoa; Arthropoda; Insecta; Diptera; Tephritidae. Gene Ontology annotation, molecular function: zinc ion binding; mRNA binding.